AUGUUUCUCGGCACGUCAAUACGAGCAGCUUCGCUCAGCAGACUGUCCGAGACUAAAGGCGGGAUUACUUGCACAUGGGCCGUUCAGGUUACUUUCUCUCGUGUAAUUCAUUUUCUCAGUGUCGCUGUGGUGAUCCGAUCCGCUGGCCAUGUUGUCUCCCGGAGAGAAUCAUACGCCAUGUCCAUCAUCCAGCAGCACACGAGCGCCUCGCUCAGCGACGCCUGGCGCACAAUCAACAUUGACGCCCUGACCGAGGACUCGAGCUACAACUUUGACACCUCGACCCUGCACCCCCCGCAGCCCGAGAUCACCGAGGCCGACGUGCGCGGACUGUCCGGCCAGGUCAGGCAGCUGCUGCGCGGCGGCGAUGCCGAGGGAGCUCUCCGCGGGUGCCUCGAGACGCCAGUAUACAACGGAACCGACGCAGCCAAGGAUGCCCACCUCCAAACCAUUAUCGAAGUGCUACAGUCCAUCAAGGCCAGCGACAUGACGCCGCUGCUGAAGCGCAUCUACGAGUCUCCCGGCGGCAGCGAUUGCCUCGACGUUCUGAUGAAGUACAUCUACAAGGCAAUGGCGGGAUCGCAUAGCGGACGCGGAUCCAAAGUCACCCCCCAGCCUACCGGCGGCUUCAGCCAGGUCGGCGGCCGUCCCGGCGCGGCCAAUGAGUCGGCGUCAUCUGGCAUGAGCGUCAUGCUUAGCUGGCACGAGAAGCUCGUCGAGGUGGCCGGCCUGGGAUGCAUCGGCAGAACAAUGACCGACUGGCGCCGAGUAUAA
Akanthomyces muscarius is the source of this 774-nucleotide messenger RNA. RefSeq lists its product as uncharacterized. The transcript has 7 exons. Bases 1 to 774 code for a protein of 257 amino acids. Lineage: Eukaryota; Fungi; Ascomycota; Sordariomycetes; Hypocreales; Cordycipitaceae. The record is from RefSeq and is a predicted model, not a curated record. Gene Ontology annotation, cellular component: Arp2/3 protein complex; cytoplasm; actin cytoskeleton. Gene Ontology annotation, molecular function: actin filament binding. Gene Ontology annotation, biological process: regulation of actin filament polymerization; Arp2/3 complex-mediated actin nucleation.